AUGGGGAGCCUCGAUAGCUCCCCAUUGUGCGACAGUAAUCAAUACUGCUAUGAGAUCGGACCCACCGACUUGCUCGAGCGCAAGGGCUCCCUGACCCUCCGCUCCCAUCACAAGAAAUACUCGAGGCCCGUGUUGGUGUAUUCCUGGCACUAUGAAAGAGAAGCUUUUCCCAAAGAUUAUGAUCUAGAGGGUCCUGAGGAGGUGAAAAACCUGUGUAACUCAACAUAUCGGCGACUUGGAAUUGACGAGCCUCCAGUUUGGAUAUCAGAAACACACGAGCAGCUGUCACAAUAUUUUUUAAAAAGAGAAAUGGCUGAAAAAAAGAGCAAGGCCUUAUUGAAUGAGGAAACAAUGUGCUCUGGAAUUUUUAAAAGGGACACUGGAUCACCUGCUACAGGCUUUGGGGCUAUCUUUACAAGACAUCCACCAGAUUGGGGAAAAAUGUGGACAUUGACAACGUACCGUGAAGAUUAUGCUCCACCAUAUAAGUAUCUGCCACGUGGUUAUCCCUGUCAAGAUGAUUACUCCAUAGUCCACAGAAAAUGCCGUUCUCAGUUCACCGAUCUGGAUGGCUCCAAGAGAUAUGGCAUCAACACUUGGCAUGAUGAGAGUGGGGUUUAUGCUAAUUCAGACGCAAAACAAAAAGUCUUCUCAUUGGCUGGUAGUCCCAUUGUUCCCUUUUUACAAUAA
Molecule: messenger RNA, 690 nt
Organism: Castor canadensis (American beaver)
Lineage: Eukaryota; Metazoa; Chordata; Mammalia; Rodentia; Castoridae
Gene: Cfap95
Product: cilia and flagella associated protein 95
Cellular component (GO): plasma membrane
Source: RefSeq, a predicted model, not a curated record